Cotesia glomerata is the source of this 2462-nucleotide messenger RNA. Its product is annotated as RUN domain-containing protein 1. The transcript has 10 exons. The record is from RefSeq and is a predicted model, not a curated record. Lineage: Eukaryota; Metazoa; Arthropoda; Insecta; Hymenoptera; Braconidae. Bases 520 to 2283 code for a protein of 587 amino acids.
GCGAUCAACCAUUCGGUAACUAAAUAACCAUAACAAAUGGAAUCUAUAACCUUGAAAAACUUUAUUUAUUUACCGGUUAUGGAUUUGUUUUGAUUUUUUGACAGUACUGAUUCGUAUCUACCUACCCUGCUGCACCUAGUGGAUUGUUGAUAAUCGCAACUAGGAAAAACAAUUAUAUAAGGUUAAUAGAGAAUAAAUAAUAAAGGUUUCUAUUCUCCAUAAGCCAUAAUAUGUGUGUCUUAUUGACAGAUAAAAUAUGGUAAAGUAUUCUUGUUUCCCACAAAGAAAAAGAAAGGUGUUAUAACUGACAACUCUAAUAACAUAAGUAUAUUUAUAAUCAAUGAUUGAACAUGCUCUAAAGUUUGGUUUGGAACUAUAUAAAAUAAUAAAUGUUUUAACAAAGAAUAUUAAAUGGCCACAGCCGAUAUAAUUUUUGUUGUUAACCGUGAUUGUUGGUGUUCGUUACUUAUGUUUCUGAUUACUGUGUAGAAUGAAAUUUUCUUCGAUUUAUCUAAUAAAAUGGAUCAAGUAAACCUUGAACUUUUUCCCGAAGAACAACAUUGUACCAAUGGAAAUGAGGAGUAUGAUACUGACGAAAAUGAACGACCCUCUGGUGAAAGAUGGCCACCAGUUGGGGCUAAUGAUGAUGUUGAUGAUGAAUUCAACAGUGAAUGCAAAUAUACCGAUAAUUUGGAAAAACUUAAAAUAUUAGAAGAGGAACAAGAUGUGCUCAAUUCAUCACUAAUUGCAUUAACAACACAUUUUGCUCAGGUUCAAUUUCGUCUUCGCCAAAUAGUUGAUGCUCCCAGUGAUCAAAAAGAAAAUUUACUAAAAGAAUUAGAAGAAUUUGCAUUUCGAGGAAUUCCAGAUGUUUCAAGCAUUUUACUAUGUAAAUCUGAAGCUAACACAGCUCUUGUACCAUCAACAGAUAGUUCAUUACAUAUAAGUAAUGAUGAGUGUACUGACAUUGGAUUGGAAUCUAAAAUUGCACAGCGAAAACUUAAACAAAAAGAGUUGAUAGAACAAUUAAAAACCCAACUAGAAGAUUUGGAGCGAUAUGCUUAUGAAACUGAUGGUCAAGAUCUACCGCAAAGCGUUAUAUUAGAACGGCAAAAUUUGUUGAUAAAUCAUCUUAAAGAAAAACUUAAUUUUGAAAUUGAUGAUUUAUGUAAGUUAUCUGUUGAUGAUUUGAGAUGGCAAGUUGAUCAUGCAAUAAAUGAGAUCGUCAAUCCGUUGAAAAUGAAGGAACAGCUAGUAAAUCAAUUGAAAACUCAAGUGUCAGAUUUAGAACGGUUCAUUCAUUAUCUACAGGGAGAAGUUAGCACAGAAGCAUACGCUUGCACUUGUACAUGUCCAGUUCAUACAAAUAGUGCAAAAUUAUCUGCUAAAAAAUCUAGAAAACCAUUCCCUCAAGAACAUGCAAGUGAUGGCAAUCAUACAAAAACACUUAAUACUGUGAGAAAAGUUAUAACACUGUUACAUCUUUAUCUAAUGUCACAAUUGGGUUGUGGCAGAGACAGAGUUCGACGUAAUAUUGAUAAAAACUCUGAUAUUCCCGUAUGGCGAGAUAUGAGAGCUCGAUUGGAUGCAGCCAUAGAAGAUGUAUUACAAAAUGUUGCAGCGAUGGAACGUCAUUUUGAAGACGAAGAUUACAAUAGUCACACUUCUGAUUUAGAUUUAUCUAAAGCACAGUUCAAUGCGCGAAUUACAGCAUCAGUGAGAAAACAUUUAGCCAUUUGUAUAAGAGAUUUGAUUCAACAUGGAUUGACCUCUGAUGUUCGUGCUAGUAACAGUGUUGUACCUUUUGUUGGCUGUUUUCCACAGAAAAAAUCAGUAUCUCAUAAUUUCAUGCAUGCAUGGGAAUUAAUAAUAAAGUAUUAUGAAAUAAAAAAUGGUCAUAUGUACAACUCUAGUCCAGCUCAAAAAUUAUCUCAAAGCUUUAACUUAGAUCUUGUCAAUAGAAGGAAUGUUUCUCCAAAACAGAUUCUAUUAAUUACUAUUGGAAAUAUAAUUGCUACCCAUACACCUUACAAAAGAAGUCAUAACUCACAUUUUAAAGCAUUUAUUUGUGCAGCCUUAAACGCCAACAAAUUGGUUAUAUGGUUAAGGUACAUACUACAGUGUCAAUAUUUAUUGGAAAAUUAUUAUACAUCAUGGAGUUAUGUUGUGAAAACUGGAUUUCAAGAUGCCUUUCACACUCUUGAUCGGUUAUCAUCCGUUCGUUUUGAUCUUCCAGUUGACUUAGCCGUACAACAAUUUCAGAAUAUAAAAGAUGCUUUUUAAUAGUAUUUACUUAUAAUUAUUAAUAACUGUAUUAAUUAAUAGAGUGUUCUGUAUGUACAAUACGGAUGAAUUAUUUCAUAAAACUGAUUGUUGAUAUUUUUAAAGAGUUUAGCUGCAUACAUUAUUAGUUAUAUUAUUAUAUCCAGUGAUCUAAAAAAUAAAUAUUGCAAUUCAGAAUA